GGUCAUAUUAGAAUUUUCCCUUAAUUUGAGAUUGUUGAGAUUGUGUCCAUAAAAGUGACACAACACAGAACAACAAAAAUGGUGCUAACUUCAAUUUCAACAAUCUCUUCAUCUGUAUUCCUUUCUGAUUCUCCUUCAACUUCAAAUUCCAAUUCUACCCUUUUCAGAAACAGACCCUUUCCUUCUUUUCUUGUUGGAUUUCCAGAACAACCCUUUUCAAAUGCAACCUUCAAACUCAAAUCUUCUCCAUCUUUUUCAGCUAUUUCCACUCAACAAGAAAAAGGGUCACUUGAACAGUUUAUACAGUACAAGGAAGGAAUUGAUGGUGCUACUGAUUUGUUACAAACUUCUAUUGUUAGCUAUAAGAAGAAAUUCCCUUGGUCCAUUUUCAAGCCUUUUCUUCAGGUUGAUUUGGUUUCAACUGUUCACAUUGCUGAUAAAGAGUAUUUUCUGGCCCUCCAAAAGAAGCUUGAAUCCUAUGAUUGUGUCCUUUAUGAAAUGGUAGCUAGCAAGGAAGCUUUAGAGAUAAUGAAAAAAGAACCAGACAAUAGGAGUUUUAAGUUUAGCAUUUUGGGAUGCAUUGUCAGACAGAUGGCUCGAAUUCUCAGGCUUGGUUACCAAUCAGAUUGUCUCAAUUACCAGUCUGAAAAUUGGCAACAGGCAGAUCUUGAUUACGAGACCUUCGAAUUACUUACGAAAGCAAAAGGUGAAAAUUUAUUUUCUUCUGCAAACGAUAUACCUCUUGAAUCUAUUGAGGCGAUGUUGCAGCAUUCUAUUCCGGAAGAUCUCGAUCCAUGGAGAUCCAAGCUUUUGUGGGCUUCACGUGUACUUCCUAUGCCGCUUGUUGGCUUUCUUAUCAUCAAUGGGAUUUGUCGAGACUAUCCUGAAAUUGAGGCACUGUCGAAGCUUGAUUUUAGUGCUGCCAUGAAGGUAUUGGUUGCUAAGGUACUGACAUUUGAUUUGGAACAAGAUACGGCAGAGGUAGAUGAGAAAUCUGUAAUAAUUGGUGAGAGAAAUCGAGUUGCAAUCGAGAGGCUCAGAAGUGCAAUGGAUAAGGGACACAAUAAGAUUGCCAUACUUUACGGCGGUGGCCACAUGCCAGAUCUCGGGAGGAGAUUGAAGGAAGAGUUCGAUUUAAUCCCGUCCGGCUUGGAAUGGAUAACAGCUUGGUCCAUAAGGAAAAGGAAAGUCAAUACCAGUUCACUUCCACUUCUGACGACAAUGGCGUUGCUUAUCAUUUCACCGGUCUUGAUGUUGGAUUUGUGGUUUUGGAAGCUAUUCAUUGGCACCGCGGUGAAUUGGGGCUCACAAGUUCUUCGGUUUGUGGGUAAUUAUAAUAUGAUAUGAUCGUUGGAUUCAAAAAAUUCAUACUAAUUACUAAUUAGGAUAAAAAAAAACUUGUAUGUUACAGUGUAAAAAUGAAAAUUUUAUCAAACAAUUAGCUAUUCCCAUUUCUCAAAGUUUUAAGAGCCUACCUCUUUGGAUAUGCAAAGCCUGAAAUGUUGUAGAUUUGUUUUAUUUAUAGUAAUACUCAAAGUGUUCAUCUAUGGAACUAAUAAUCUCAUUUUGCUAAUAAUCAUGUAAAUGAUUACCUGUAUCAUUUGAUUUAAACCC
Trifolium pratense (red clover) is the source of this 1614-nucleotide messenger RNA. RefSeq lists its product as uncharacterized. The transcript has 5 exons. Bases 79 to 1347 code for a protein of 422 amino acids. The record is from RefSeq and is a predicted model, not a curated record. Lineage: Eukaryota; Viridiplantae; Streptophyta; Magnoliopsida; Fabales; Fabaceae.